Molecule: messenger RNA, 2011 nt
Organism: Durio zibethinus
Lineage: Eukaryota; Viridiplantae; Streptophyta; Magnoliopsida; Malvales; Malvaceae
Product: putative membrane-associated kinase regulator 2
Cellular component (GO): plasma membrane
Source: RefSeq, a predicted model, not a curated record
GCUGCUGCAACCACGUAUACAAUACAAGACAAAACAAACGCCAGCGCUCUCCCUCUCUAUAAUCUCCUUUUCUCGCCCUUGGUAGAAAAGCUUAUCCCUCCUCCCGGUCUCUCUUCACUGUCACACUCCAUUUUCAGUACUUCCAAUUGACGCUAGCCUCCAACUUCUCCCUCUUCUAAAAAAGUCCCCUUUUUUUUUGUUUGGUAUUUUGUUUUAGUUUUCUGGUCUAAAAGCCCAUCUUCGAAAAAAAAAAAAAGACUCAAAAUUUGUGUUUUUCUAUUCUGGCUUUCCCAACUAUGGAAGCUUUUAGCUUGCUUAAGUAUUGGAGAGGGGGUGGUACUAAUGGUGGAGAUGGCGGUAAUGCAUGUGUUAAUACACGUUCCACCACCACUGCUGGCGGCACAACUACUAUUGUGACGGCCUUGACUACUCAUCAGGCGGUGGAUACGGAUGAUGAUGCUGACGAUGAUGGGCCUUUCUUUGACCUUGAAUUUGCGGUUCCUGAUGAGGAUGAAACAGAGGAAACAGAGGAACACGAAAAGAUUGAUGAAGAGGGAGAUAAUGUUGAUGAUGAAGAGAGUGAGGAUCAAAACGACGAUUUUGAUGCAAAAUCUGAUGAUGGCUGCUCGGAUGGUGAAAGAGAGUUCAACUUCACACUUUCCUCUGGUUCUAGCAACGACCGUUCUGAUCCAAACUUAACUCUAUCUCCAUCUGAUGAUUUGUUCUUUAAAGGUAGACUUGUACCAAUUGAGCCAAACUCUUCUUCAGACUCAAAGCCUCCUCAAUUCCCAGUCUCAUUGUUGAAAUCAGCCACCAAGUUUCGAGUUUUCUUGUUAAGGUUCAAGAAAUCAAAGCUCAACUCUACUGAAAAAACAGAGCCAGCUUCAGCUAAUGGCUCUGUUUCUGUUCCCACUGCCACACCAAAAAAACAAGAAACAACUCAAGAAGAAAACAACAACAACAAGAACAAGUUUUUUACUGUAAAAUUUAAGGUUGAAGAGGUUCCUCUAAUGUCUUUGUUUUCCAGAGACAACAGCAAGUCACAGAAACAGAAGAGCUCUGAAGACUCAGUUUCUGAUGAAAAGAAAUUCUCCAAAGAUGUAAUGCAAAAAUACUUAAAGAAAGUUAAGCCUCUUUACGUUAGGGUUUCAAGAAGGUACGGUGAGAAGUUAAGGUUUUCAGGGCAGUUAAGCUUGGGUUCUGUAAAACCAGCAACGCCACCGUCUACAGGGGCUCAGAAACCGGUUUCAGGGAAGGUGACGAUAGCGGAAAAAGGACAAGUGGAGUUGGAGGUUGGGGAGAAUCAGGUGAAUGGGAAGAACCUCAAGCAGGUGAAUAUUCCAGCAGGAAUUAGAGUGGUUUGUAAGCAUUUGGGAAAGAGUAGAUCGGCUUCCUCCGCCGUGGCUGCAGCUUCUCCUGCACCGGCUUUAUCUAAGAGGAGAGAUGAUUCUCUGUUGCAGCAACAGGAUGGAAUCCAAAGUGCCAUCUUGCACUGCAAGAGAUCCUUUAAUGGCUCUCGAGAUUCGUCAGAGUCUUCCGUGUUGCCAAGGUCAGUGAGUGAUCCAUCUCAUGAAAAGUCAAUUAAUUUGUCAAGAAAAUCAUCUCCGGAUGAAGCUAAAGCAUGAAUGCUUGAAAAUCCCAUCUCUGUAAGUUUUAAGAUCGACUCCCCAAAAAUUAAAAAGAAAAAAAAAGCGGGAAAAUUUGUCCUUUAUCAGUGAAUCAAUUAUGGAUUUGCUAUUUCAAGACAAGGAAAUCAGUUUUCACCUGUCAGUUAAUUCAGCAGCUUAAUUGAUUAUCUCUGUGUAAGUAAAUGUUUUUCUUUACUAGAUAAUGGGAAUUAUGAGGGAAAAAGAGCAGUAGCUUCUAGUGAGGAUGACUUGUUUAGUGGUUAGUAGUAGCUAGUCAUUCGCUUCUGCUCUCUCCCCCUACUGUAUGUAAACCUCUUCUUUCGGUGAAAGUGAAAGAAGAAUUAGAUCUUUGUAUCUAUCUUUAAAAAAAUCAAGUAUGAUAU